Messenger RNA from Salvelinus sp. IW2-2015, 1775 nucleotides. The record is from RefSeq and is a predicted model, not a curated record. Lineage: Eukaryota; Metazoa; Chordata; Actinopteri; Salmoniformes; Salmonidae.
AUGGCUGCUGGGGAAGGUGCCCAGCUGCCGGCAACAAUAGCGGCUAGCCGGUGCGUGGAGAAGUCGCUUGAAGAGGCUGCCGGGAGCGGUGCUCUGAACUUGUCGAACCGUAAAUUGAAAGAGUUUCCCCGAACCGCCCGGAACUAUGACUUGUCCGAUAUUACGGCAGCCGGAAGGAUAGUGUUCUACCAAGCCAGCGAGCAGAGCAGGCCCAUCCAGGAGAACAAACCCCAGCUACCUUCUAAGAACCGUCUGUGCGAGCUGCCAGAGGAGCUGUGGCCAGUUCAUCUCCUUGGAGUCGCUCAGCUUGUACCACAACUGUGUUCGCUCCCUCACCCCCGACCUCUGUCCACCUACAGGCUCUCACCUACCUCAAACCUCAGCCGUAAACCUCCUCUCCAGGCCUGCCCCCCUCGAAUGUGUCAGCUCCCCCUCCUGAGAGUCCGAUCGUCAGCAACAACAAGCUGUCGGCCCCUGCCCACCUCCAUACAUACCCUCACACACCUCCGACAGCUGGAUGUGAGUUGUAAUGGCCUGCAGUGUUUGCCUGUGGAGUUGGGUCAGUUGGAGUGUCUGAGAGACCUCAACUUGAGGCGGAACCAGCUCACCACGCUGCCAGAAGAGUUGUCCGAGUUACCCCUGGUCCGGUUAGACGUCUCCUGUAACCACAUCUCCCACGUGCCCGUGUGUUACCGCCACCUGCGUCAACUCCAGACCAUAGUCUUGGACAACAACCCCCUGCAGCAACCGCCUGCCCAGAUCUGCUCUAAGGGGAAGUACCACAUCUUCAAGUUCCUCAACAUUGUGGCCUGCAAGAGGAGCCAGGAGGAGCUGGAGAGAGCCCUGAGACCUACAGGAUUUAAUAGCUGUCUGUCGGACCAUGAGCUGUUCUCAGGUCAGUAUGGAGGUUUGGACUCUGGCUUCAACAGUGUGGACAGCGGCAGCAAGAGAUGGUCUGGGAACGAGUCUGCGGAUGACUUCUCGGAGCGCUCCCUGCGUAUUGCUGAGCUCACCAGAGACCAGAGAAACCUGGAGGAAGAGGUGGAGGACGACUCUUCCCUCACAGAGACCCCAGACACGGUGACUGGGGAGGCCAAGCAGGUGGAUUUCAUAGACCGCAGCGUCACCGAGGAGAAAGAAGACUGCAGGACGAAUCGUCCCACUCCCCCCCUCACAGCGCCCCCGCAGGAGAACGCAGAGGAAUCCUCACCACCACCCCAAACACAAGACUCUUCUAGAAGCAGGUUGUCCAAUGGAACGGUCCUCUGCCAGCUGGCCAAUCACGUGCGGCCUCGCGCUGUGUCCAUCAUCCACAUUCCCUCCCCAGCAGUGCCAAAGCUGAGCACGGCCAAGUGUCGUCUCAACGUAGAGAACUUCAUCUCUGCUUGCCGAAGGCUGGGGGUCCCUGAGGACACCCUGUGUCCCUGCCAGCUGAUCCUGGACGGUGAGGGUCUGUCGCGGGUCGCCCAGACCGCCCAAGCCCUGCUGGACCUCCCUGUGUCAGGACCCCGCCGCGCCGCUGCCCCAACCGGGCUGCCCCAACAACUGCCUGCUCAGAAGCUUACCAGCACCCAGUAGAUAUCAUUACAGAACAAAAUAUAAUGGUCUGCUGUAUGGGAGUCUGUAGUGUGUGUGUGUUUUCUUUCAUUCUUUGCCCAUGUCUGUUUUGCGGUCUAAACAUUUGCAUUUUAAGACGUAGCCUACAGAGAAUGACAACUUCCCCAUAAGACUCAACUACACUGUCUCAUUGUAGAAUAAAAUCUCAGGAAACUGUC